Messenger RNA from Terrapene triunguis (Three-toed box turtle), 2697 nucleotides. It is a transcript of the gene KCTD12, whose product is annotated as potassium channel tetramerization domain containing 12. NCBI's taxonomy places the organism in Eukaryota, Metazoa, Chordata, Testudines, Emydidae. Gene Ontology annotation, molecular function: protein binding. Gene Ontology annotation, biological process: regulation of G protein-coupled receptor signaling pathway; protein homooligomerization. The transcript has a single exon. The record is from RefSeq and is a predicted model, not a curated record. Gene Ontology annotation, cellular component: presynaptic membrane; postsynaptic membrane. Bases 1348 to 2322 code for a protein of 324 amino acids.
CAAUGUGACAAAAUACAGAAACUACCAAAGAAUUUAUUUGUUGAACUAUGUGGUGAACUACUUGUGGACUAUAUCCUGCUUCAGCACUGAUGGUACAACAGUAAGUGUUUUUACAGAUGCCACCAUUUUAAAGAGCAAUAGACAUUUAUUAUGAAAAUGACAAGUCUUAACUCCACAGAAAUGCACUGGACUAGAGAAAAAUACAUGAAAAUAUAGACUACAUGUUCAUGUAGGAAAUACAUUUUCUUUAACAACAAAAAAAGGUGGCUGGUUGAGGAACAUACUUCUCAUGGUGUCAGGGCCCCAGGGGGAGAUACAAGUUUGGACAAAAGCUUAACAAAGACUAGUGCAGCAAGCUCCCUGAAUGAUGUGGGAUUAAUUACUUCACCAUCAUUAACACUUUUAAUAUUAUUUUUACGAUUCUGCAUUUGUGAUGUAAAUAAAUUAAAACAAUGAAAAUGAGACAACACCAAUUGUGUGAAAAGGAGAUAAUUUGACUGAGGGAUGUCCUUCAUCAGGAGCAGAUGAGAGGCAUUGGGUAUAGGGAUGUAUGGAAACAGCUUUGACCGGUGGCAAUCAUUAUUUGCAGUACCAACCCAAAAUAAAUGCCUGAAGUUUAUUCAUAACAUUUAGGAACUUUGCAUUACAUUGUGCUAUACAUAUCCAAAGUACUGUACAGCCAUUAAAUCCUGAUUCCUGCCUGAGCUGUGUAAGGUAAGCGGCUAACUACUUUGAUGAUGUUUAGAUGGAUGAGCAAGUGAUCCCAAGUACAAACAUUUUCCCAGUGAAUCUCAGGCCGGAGCCACAUUUGGAAAAGGGACCCGGCUUUGCAGGGGAUUAGGAAAGAGACACAGGGGCUCUGUAGUCUCCCUUGUAAUUGGGGAAGGGAGGGUACGUCAGUGUAAAUCCACCCCCUUUCGCUCCGUCUGAGUGAGAGUCUCUGCGCUCAGCUCUGCCUCCCAGCCACCCUCCCACGCCUCCUGCGAGGUGCAGCAGCUCUACAUAAACACAGCCCCGCUGCUAGCGCAGGGGACUCGCCUCUCAGCCUGACCCAGGAGGCUCGCCCAGCGGGCAGCACGGGGGAAAUAAGCGAGGCGAGGUGAGGCGGCGGCUCCUUCAGCACUUGGCGUGAGGCGCGGCGGCAGCUCAGCCCGCGCCCGCAGAGAGGGAAGGGGCCAGAGGAGACGCUGCCCGCGCCCGCAGUGAGCGGCUCUGCCAGCGCGGAGCAGAGGACGGCGCAAGGGGCCGAGAGGCGGCGGCUCUUCCCACGGCCGGCGGGAGGAGAGGCGGCUGCACCCCGCCACCCGCCGGAGUAGGGGCAGGAGGCGGCAGCGGGCUCGCUCCGGGAUGGCCCUGGCGGACAGCGCCCGGGGGUUGCCGAACGGGGGCGGCGUGUCCCCAGCGGCGGGGCCGGGCUCGGGGGCCGCGGGCUCGUCCGCCUUCCCGGAGAUCGUGGAGCUGAACGUGGGCGGGCAGGUGUAUGUGACGCGGCGCGGCACGGUGGUGUCGGUGCGGGACUCGCUGCUCUGGCGCAUGUUCUCGCAGCAGCAGCCCGGCGAGCUGCCCCGGGACAGCAAAGGCCGCUUCUUCCUCGACCGCGACGGCUUCCUCUUCCGCUACAUCCUGGACUACCUGCGGGACCUGCAGCUGGUGCUGCCCGAGCACUUCCCCGAGCGCAGCCGCCUGCAGCGGGAGGCCGAGUACUUCCAGCUGCCCGAGCUGGCGCGCCGCCUGGCGCAGGGCCGGGGGGCGGCCGGCGGGGGGACGCGCCCCGCCGCCCUGAACCGCGACGGCUCCCUCUGCGCCGACGAGCCCCCGUCCCUGCUCGGCUACCUGGAGGCGGAGCCGCCCGAGGCUGGGGGCGCCGCCUCGGCCCCGUCGCCCACCUCCAGCCGCAGCCCCUCCGGCGGCCCGCUGCUCACCCCGUCGCAGUCCCUGGACGGCGGGGCGGGGCGGCGCUCGGGCUACAUCACCAUCGGCUACCGCGGCUCCUACACCAUCGGGCGGGAGGCGCAGGCCGACGCCAAGUUCCGGCGGGUGGCGCGUAUCACCGUGUGCGGCAAGACCGCGCUGGCCAAGGAGGUGUUCGGCGAGACGCUGAACGAGAGCCGCGACCCCGACCGGCCCCCCGAGCGCUACACCGCCCGCUACUACCUCAAGUUCAACUUCCUGGAGCAGGCCUUCGACCGCCUCUCCGAGGCCGGCUUCCGCAUGGCCGCCUGCUCCUCCACCGGCACCUGCGCCUUCGCGUCCGAGCAGGGCGGCCCCGCCGACGACAAGAUCUGGACCAGCUACACCGAGUACGUGUUCUGCAGGGACUGAGCCGGCAGACACGCCGGGGCAGGCCGCCCUGUGCGCCCCCAACCCCUCACACACAGCGCCCUCCAUCAGCCUCUGCCCUACACUCCCCCCAUGCCCCCAGCUGUGUGCCAGCCCCUCCUUCCCCACCCCCCGCACAGGAGAUGUUCCAAACUCUGUCUGUCUCCUCUCCACCCCUCAGACCCAGGGGGUGAGGGGAGCUCCCUCUCCCUUACGCCCAGAGACUCUCUUCCCACGAACUGGGCACCAUACCCCACUGAGAAGGGGGGGGGGGGAAUACCUUCUCCAUGUUUUAACUUCUCCUCCCAUCCCAUCCCCAUGUUUUAACUUCUCCUCCUUGUCCCUGCUCAGCAACCUUGCAGAUUUACAACUGCCCAC